This is a messenger RNA of Monosiga brevicollis MX1, 1883 nucleotides long. RefSeq lists its product as uncharacterized. The record is from RefSeq and is a predicted model, not a curated record. The transcript is spliced from 5 exons. Bases 1 to 1443 code for a protein of 480 amino acids. NCBI's taxonomy places the organism in Eukaryota, Choanoflagellata, Craspedida, Salpingoecidae.
AUGGCCGACGCCGCUGUGCCGUCGCAGCAACCGACCGAAACGCACACCCCCAGCGAUGCGCCCGACGGUGGCUACGGUAAUUACAUGUCAGACAUGACCAUGGCGCAGCAACCAAGCAUAGAGCCACAGCCCACCAUGCCACCUGGUGCCGCUUCGGAGAGCGAGGAGCGUGCAGACGAGACAGAACCUAAUCAUGAUGAGGCAGACCUCCCCGACCAUCAAUAUCAGCACGAGCAUCAGCACCAGCACCAGCACCAGGGCUACCAUAGCCUAGCACAGCAGGCGGAUCCUUCAACGCCCGGUGUCGCCACUCCUGCCGGCAAUGGCGCUGCCAUGCAGGGUCUGACCUCCUUAGGGGGUCCCGUUCUCCUGCCGGGCCACGCUCAAGGCCUGCCACCCAACUCAUAUCAUCUGGCUCAAAAUAUGACCCCCAUGAUCAAUUACCAGGGCGAAGGUGGCUACCUGCCUUCCCCAAGCCAUGCCAUGGAUGCCCCGGCCGGCGAGGAAAUGAUGCAAAACGCCGUGACGCUGUUUGAAAAUCUCUUCCCAGCCUGUGUACCUGCAGUCAUGGAGAAUAGCAUUCCUGAAGAGAUGAUAAGCAAAGCACGCGGCUGGAACAAGGCGGACCUGAGGACCGUGCUUAGUAGCAUUCCACUCCGUGAGCGACUUGACCUCAUGCUUAUUCCGCGCUCUUUGUUCGAACUGGCCGUCAAAAUGCGCCGUGAUCACAGCAAUGGGGCUCCGCGCACGCGGUUCAGCGUGGAAAUCAGCUCUGAAGAUAGUGAUGCCAGCGGACGCAAACGCACCCGAUUUCGUUGCCUUGCCUGUCACCGCCACCAUGGCUUCCACUCGGGCCUGCAGCAUGUGGGCUCAUCGCUCCGCUGUCCACGUCGCAAUGGGCAAUUGGAUUGGACACAAUGGAAUCCUUGCCCAUGGGCCGUCUUUGGCUUAUCCUUCAUCUGCACUUGCCUCCGCCCGAUGCCGCAAAGCCAGAAACGCAAGAAUGACGAAGACUACGAGGACGAGGGCGAAUUUCAGGCCAAGACCCCGCGCCCGAGCACAGACUACACCCGCCUGAGCGGGCCGUCUGGGGCUGGCACGCCAGCAGGUGCCGCACCUCCCCUGGCACUGGCUGGAUCCCAGCCGGGCACCGUUAUGGCCCGGGUGCCCCCGCUAGCAUUUAACGCUCAAUUUGGCUCGCCAGCGCCCGCCCGCUUGGGCCCAGGCAUGGGUGCCAUGUCGCUUGAGGGCACGAGUCUCGAUGGCUGGCUCAUGCAACUGGAAAAGUUCAAAGACGACCUCGAGUCCUUCUAUGCCAACGUUAGUCAGCAACACUCGGUGUUUAUCGCCUCCAUCAACAACAUGCAAAGUCAGCUCAUGCAAGUGAAAGCCGCCGAGGAGCACGCCCCGUCGGCUGCCGUGGCCAGCAGCCAGCAGUCUUAGGAUAUGUGGCCACUUUACUCAUGCUGAGGUGGUGGGCAUCCGUGUGGCAUCCGUUUGACCUUUUUUUUCUUGUGUGUGUGUGCGUGCGUCUGUUGCGCGCCUAUUGCUGGUUUUCUUUCCCUCGCCUCCCCCCUUGCCCCGUAGUUGGGUGGUCAAAAAACGGGUGAGCGUGCUUCGGGUACAAAGGCAUGACGCCUGCUGUGCAGGGUCAUGCAUCAAGUUGCUUACCGACGCCGAACCCGACUCUCUAAUUGGACUUUGCCUUCCCUGGUCGUUUUGCUGGUGUGAUCGUUCUGUUUUCCAUUUGGUGUUGUUUUGUCGCUGUUGGCGGUGUUGUUGUUGUCGUCAUUGCAGACACCACUCCAGGCUGUCGUAGCCGUGUUGCCGGUCUCUGCUUAUGGAACUGGCCAGUGUACAAAUUUUAUUGAGUUUAGAAGGAU